Molecule: messenger RNA, 793 nt
Organism: Phodopus roborovskii (desert hamster)
Lineage: Eukaryota; Metazoa; Chordata; Mammalia; Rodentia; Cricetidae
Gene: Cartpt
Product: CART prepropeptide
Exons: 3
Coding region: 239-628 (129 amino acids)
Biological process (GO): negative regulation of appetite; G protein-coupled receptor signaling pathway; positive regulation of MAPK cascade
Molecular function (GO): neuropeptide hormone activity
Source: RefSeq, a predicted model, not a curated record
AGGUCUUGUUCUCUGCACUCCAGCCCAUCUGUGCGCAGAGCCUCGUUCCCGGGCUCCCGGAGCCCGGCGGGCAUUGACGUCAAACGGCAGCGGAGCGCUGCCUACAGACGGCUGACCCGGGCCCUCCUCCACACCCCCGUCCUUCCUCGCCCCCUCCCUCUUCCCGGCACCCGCUUCAGCCGGCUGGCUAUAAGAAGCGGGAGAGCGCGGUGCCUGAGCAGAGACGAGGUCCAGCACCAUGGAGAGCUCCCGCCUGCGGCUGCUACCCCUCCUGGGCGCCGCCCUGUUGCUACUGCUCCCUUUGCUGGGUGCCGGUGCCCAGGAGGAUGCCGAGCUGCAGCCCCGAGCUCUGGACAUCUACUCUGCCGUGGAGGAUGCGUCCCAUGAGAAGGAGCUGCCAAGGCGGCAACUCCGGGCUCCCGGCACUGUGUUGCAGAUUGAAGCGCUGCAGGAAGUCCUAAAGAAGCUCAAGAGCAAACGCAUUCCGAUCUACGAGAAGAAGUAUGGCCAAGUGCCCAUGUGUGAUGCUGGAGAGCAGUGCGCAGUGCGGAAAGGGGCCCGGAUCGGGAAGCUGUGUGACUGUCCCCGAGGAACAUCCUGCAAUUCCUUCCUCUUGAAGUGCUUAUGAAUGGGACAGCCUCCCUCUUAAGUUCCCACAUUCCCUCUUUCCCCAAAGGAGCACUCUUUUAUCCCUGGAGCCCUGGCUUUAGCAACAAUAAAGUUUGCAUUCCCUUCCAAGAGUGGAUGGGAUCUUUCCCUGCUGUUUCAAAAUAAAAGAGCACAUUUGAUGUUA